AUGGCCCCAUCAGCGAGCUUUGUCGAUGAGCUAGAGGUAAACCCCCCAGUCGUUAUCGGCCCAGCAACCAAGAAAGCCAUGAGGCCAUCCAGCGAGCUCCCCCAAUCCCUGAUUCAGGGAGCCAAAGUCGCAAAGAAGGAAGACUUCGACGCCUCCAAACAUCUGAACUUCCAGCCCCCAAAGACAAUCUAUACAAUGGAGCAGAUUGGCCUAGAGGGACACGGCAUCUCACCUCACGCAGCAUCCGAUCCAUUCCCGCUGUUCACCAAGGAAGCCAUCGCGCAAAUGAGGGCGGAGAUCUUCGACGAGAAUGUCCUUGCCGAGUGUCAGUACUCGUCUACCUUCAACAAGCAUAUGAUCCGCGGGAUGGGUUCCGCACGCGCCCCAUUUACUUACGACGCCUGGAAAUCGCCUGAAGUUCUAGCCCGGAUAUCAGAAGUCGCAGGAAUGGACCUCAUCCCGUCCAUCGACUUUGAAAUUGCCAAUAUCAACAUCUCAAUCCGGGAUGAGAACUCGAACACAGAGAAGACUUUAACCCUGAUGUCUGGUAAAGAAGAUGAACUCCCCGCUGUCGCUUGGCACUAUGACAGUUUCCCAUUCGUCUGCGUGACCAUGCUCUCAGACUGUACGGACAUGGUCGGGGGGGAAACAGCGCUGAGGACACCAAGUGGCGAAAUCAUGAAGGUCCGCGGGCCCGCUAUGGGAACCGCUGUCGUCCUCCAAGGCCGCUACAUCGAGCACCAAGCCCUGAAGGCUUCUGGCGGCCGCGAGCGCAUCAGCAUGGUCACCUGCUUCCGGCCGAAAUCGCCACUAAUCAAAGACGAGACUGUGCUUGUUGGUGUGCGCGGGAUCAGUGAUCUUUCUGAGCUUUACACCCAGUAUACGGAAUAUCGGUUGGAGAUACUGGAAGAGCGUAUCCGUGAUCGGUUGAGGAAGGAGCGAGAGCGCGGAAUUGCGAAAAGGCCGUUCGAUACUAAGGGGACGAGGAAGUUUCUGAGGGAGCAGGUGAAGUUUCUGGAGUCGAUGCUGGAGGAGAUCUUGGAGGUGGAGUGA
Molecule: messenger RNA, 1053 nt
Organism: Aspergillus mulundensis
Lineage: Eukaryota; Fungi; Ascomycota; Eurotiomycetes; Eurotiales; Aspergillaceae
Exons: 3
Coding region: 1-1053 (350 amino acids)
Source: RefSeq, a predicted model, not a curated record